Messenger RNA from Pogona vitticeps (central bearded dragon), 4329 nucleotides. It is a transcript of the gene PLEKHF2, whose product is annotated as pleckstrin homology and FYVE domain containing 2. Gene Ontology annotation, cellular component: early endosome. NCBI's taxonomy places the organism in Eukaryota, Metazoa, Chordata, Lepidosauria, Squamata, Agamidae. Gene Ontology annotation, biological process: endosome to lysosome transport; endosome organization. Gene Ontology annotation, molecular function: metal ion binding; phosphatidylinositol binding. The record is from RefSeq and is a predicted model, not a curated record.
CGCCUGAGCCACCCCACAGUUUUGGGGACCGCCUCCGCCAAGAUGGCGCCGGCGCCGGCUCCUCCUCUUGGUUCUCUCUUGGGAAAUCGAGUGGGGCGGGAAGCUGUCGCCGGGGCUGGCCCUCCUCGCGGGUGGGGAGACUGUGAGGGCCGGCAGGCGGGCGGGGCAGCGGUACUGGCAGCGGCGGUGGAGGAAGCCCAAGGAGUAAGCGCAAACAAGGCAGGGACCGAGAGACGGAGCCCGGGACGGCACGCUUCGGCUUGUGACCAAGCAGAGCGCUCGGGCUGAGGCGCGGAAGGGCUCGGGGCGCAACGGGAUUCUCGUGAAAAAUGGUGGAUCGCUUGGCAAACAGUGAAGCAAAUACAAGACGAAUAAGCAUCGUGGAAAACUGUUUUGGAGCUGCUGGUCAACCUUUGACAAUUCCUGGCCGAGUCCUUAUUGGUGAAGGAGUGCUAACAAAGCUGUGUAGGAAGAAGCCCAAAGCACGGCAGUUCUUCUUAUUCAAUGAUAUUCUUGUAUAUGGUAACAUUGUCAUUCAGAAGAAGAAAUACAACAAACAGCACAUCAUUCCACUGGAAAAUGUAACUAUUGAGUCCAUCCAGGAUGAAGGGGAUCUCCGGAAUGGAUGGCUCAUCAAAACCCCAACUAAAUCGUUUGCAGUGUAUGCCGCUACUGCCACAGAAAAAUCUGAAUGGAUGAACCACAUAAAUAAAUGUGUCUCUGAUUUGCUGUCUAAAAGUGGGAAAACUCCUAGCAAUGAACAUGCAGCUGUAUGGGUACCUGAUUCUGAAGCUACUGUAUGCAUGCGCUGCCAGAAAGCAAAAUUUACUCCUGUCAAUCGUCGACAUCACUGUCGGAAAUGUGGGUUUGUUGUAUGUGGGCCUUGUUCAGAAAAGAGGUUUCUUAUUCCAAGCCAGUCUUCCAAGCCUGUGCGGAUCUGUGACUUCUGCUAUGACCUCCUUUCCACAGGAGAGAUGAAUGCAUGCCAGCCCACAAGGUCAGACUCUUACAGCCAGUCACUGAAGCCUCCUUUAAAUGAUAUAUCGGAUGAUGAUGAUGAUGACGAUAGCAGUGACUAGACAAUGAAAGAGAAUGUUUUGAUAUUAAAAGUUGGCAUUUGCAUCUGAGUUGCUGUAUGAGGAAACCUCUACUUGCAGGCUUUUCUGAAAGGUCUACUCUAGCCAUAUAAAACUUGCCUGAAAAACCUUCAGCUCAAAUGUGCCUCAGUAUCAGACUCUUUUACAUCUAGCAUUUUUUCCCUGCAGGGACAGACUGUUGCAAGUAUAUUAUUUCUCAGCUUCAUAUACUUGAUUUCCUCUAAAGCAGUCAAUUAAUCAUCCUUCUUGUCUCCUUCCCAUUGAAAGAUUAGAAAGUCAAGCACAAUUUUGUUCUUUUCUUUUUCUGCAACAAGCAAUCCUGCAUUGUGUCUGACAAUGUUAUCUUAUGGCUUCCUUUUAAUUUUGGGAUGGAAGAAUUAAGCCUGCAUGAAUCUGUGAUAUUUUGGUUGGCAAAUUGAUAGGGCAUCCAGCUAGACUUUGAAACUGACCCCUUGUUACAUAAGUGUGAACCGUAAUUUCAUUAACUUUUAAAACUUUAUGCAAGAUGUCAUAUACCAAGCAGUGCCUUGUGAUGAUUCAAUUGUUACAGGAAGAAAUUAAUUCAUUUUUACCCUGACAUACAAAAAGUUAAGAAAUGUGGUGCUAUUGAAAAUAGUUGGUGUUGUAUAAUUAGGAUCUUAGUAAUGAGGGCUGUUGGGCAUACUGCUACUCUGUGUCACUAGCUCUGCAAAAUCAGUUUCCACUAAGAUGCUGCAUGAGGAUAGAUGCAGCACUAUUGUGGAGACCAAUUAUUCUGAAUUCCCUAUAAGUGUGGUGUUCCCACCCCAUGAACAAAAGUGAUGGGCUUGGUGACUUCUAAGAAAUUAGAUCUUCAGAUAGAGUUAGUAUCUUGCUACUUUUAAAGCUCUGUGAGAUUAUUAAAUGUUUAUAGCUAUCAGGUAUUAGUUGAGAAUUAUAUUGUCUCAGACCAUGCUUUUGCUGUUUUUUUAUUUUAUAUUUAUGAAAUUCACAUAUGUCACUAACCUUUAGCAACUUUAGGAAUUGAAUUUUUUAAAAAUAAUCAGAAUACAUUUCAAAGGCACAACAAUAUGGAAAAAUAUCCCAACCGUCCAGCUGAAAAAAAAAACCCUUUGCAAAACUGUCCAUCCUUUGUACACAGCUGACCUCAAGCUAGAAAUGAACUACAGAUGACUUCAUUUUACUUAUAUAAAUCAAAGACCAGGAUACAUAAUGAAAAAGGUGUUUCCAAAAAGUAUUUACUUUUAGCAGCAUUUUUUUCUAUCAUGGUGUCAGUUUUAGAGAAAUAUCAGAUUUAGGUCUGUGAACUUUCAUAAAGCCCCAAUAGAAAUCUCUAUUUUUAUAUAACUUAUGUUUAAUCAGUUUAUGUAGAAGUCCCCUGAGAGGACUGUACAGAAAAUAGCGCCUGGAAGAUUAUAAAAAUUAUUGAAUAUUAUCUGUACAAAAAGUUGGCAUUAUCUACACAUCUGUUUGUUAACUUACACAUUCUCCAUUGUUUGCCUCAUCUGGCAGUAAUUUGGAUAUAUUUAUUGAAUAAAUAAUUGGUUCUGUAUCUAGCACUAGUCUCCCAGUCUGUAAUCUAGCUGCUGUAGCCACAGAUGUCACUCUUGAGGGAGGGAAAAGGGGGUGGGGGAGAAUGAUCGUUUUUUUAAAAAAGAGUAUUCUGAGCAGCCUCCAGACACUUUAGAGCUUGCUUGAGAAUGACCUGGAUAUUAUGCGGUAGCAGUACCCAGUAGAUCAUGCCUCCUGACAGCUAUAGUUUUCCAGCUGAUACCAAAUACCUGAAUGGUGCUAAUAGGAAAAGCCCUGCAUUAAUUCAGGUAAGCAGUCCAGAGAGGUACACAUUCACCCAUAUUUUCAAGCUAACUGCCCCCAUAGAUUCUCCUGAUGUUCCUUGAAUUUACAAGUUUAGAAACCCCCCUUUAGGUUAUAAUUAGAAUGUUUUGACUGGGUUAACAUUUGUACACUAUGCUAAAAGAUACAUAAUGAAUGAAUUUCGAUGUAAUAUUAAACAAUAGUUUACUAUUACAAGAAUGAGCCUUCCUGUGCAAACCCUUUCCUCUCUCCUCAGGCACAACUGCAAGGAGAUUGCAAGGUUCUUUUUUUUAGAUUAACAGAAGAUUCCUAUGUUGUCUUGACUCUAAACUGUGAUUAAUCUUAACCAUGAUUAGUUGAAAUGAGCAACUCUUAAAAACUGGUCCUAGUUUUCUUUGUUCCAACAAAACAGAAUUGAGAUUAACCACAGUAUGUAUAAGUUGAUAUGACAUGAGAAACAGUGAUUAAUCUAAAGUCAAGUGAAAGCUUCAAGCCCUGUUAUGGUUGCAUACAAACUGAAGCCAUCUCUGAAUUUCAUUGUAAUGCUAUACCAUGACUUGGUGUUUUAUGUGCCUGAGGCAUUCAACAAAUAUGAAAGGUCGGCCAAAUUCUGUUGGUGUCUGCAUAACUUGCCAUGGCUAAUUAUGCCUAUUUAAUGAGGUGCUUAGUCACAUGCCCAAUUUUGCAACUGAGAUGUGCCCUGGCACCUCACUAAUUAGCUGCAACUAACUUUAGCAAAUUACACAUACUUUUCACCAACACCCAUAGGAUUCUGGCCACUAUGUUAAAACACUAAAACAAACAAGCAGUUGAGCAUUAAUGUGUAGUUGAUGCCUAGAAAUGAUAGUUUAAGCAGGUUCCAAGGACACAAUCCUGUGCAUGCUUUUCUUGGGAUGAAAUCCCAUUUAAAUCAUUGGAAAUUUCUAAUCAAGCAAGCAUUGGCCAUAAGUAUAAUCCAUUUCUUCUGCUGAAUGGAUCAUUUGAAUAUCAUCCCUUAUUCAUAGCACAGAUACAGACUCUAAGGUAGAUCUGGAUACAGUUUAGCUUUCCUAUUCUUAUCCUAAGAUUUGUAAAAAAAAUCAUAUUUUCGAUAAUGAAUGUCAAACCUGUAUUUGCCCAAUUAUUGUUGUAUGUUGCACAAAUGUUGUAGCACUUUCUACCAGCAAGAACAUUUUAACUUUCAUUUGGCAACAUGCCCUGCCUACCAAUCCCCUAACAACCUAUCACUAUCUGUGAAUGAAAUUCACACUAUGCUGCAAUUAAUUCCUGAAGCUGUUACCAAAUUGACAUCAUAGGACAAAAUAAUCCUAGGAAGAGGAGUGUGAAAAUAGGUGACCACUUAUGUGGUUCUGUGCAGAAUUUUAUUGUGUAAAGUAAAAUGUUGUCUGUUAUGUUAGAAUUUUACAAGGGCUUAAUAAAUGGUUUUGUAACUUUGUCA